Molecule: messenger RNA, 5280 nt
Organism: Sporisorium graminicola
Lineage: Eukaryota; Fungi; Basidiomycota; Ustilaginomycetes; Ustilaginales; Ustilaginaceae
Exons: 1
Coding region: 1-5280 (1759 amino acids)
Biological process (GO): mitochondrial L-ornithine transmembrane transport
Molecular function (GO): L-ornithine transmembrane transporter activity
Source: RefSeq, a predicted model, not a curated record
AUGAAGACACCCGAGUUCGAAUCCUCGCCCUUCCUGUCCGGCGCGGCUGGCUUCGGUCUCGGCGAUGCAGGUGUCCACCUCGCUUCCACCUCUUCCACUUCCUCGCCUAGCUCUCCCUCCGUUACAAGAACUCCAAGAUGGGGCAGCAUACGCCAACGCUUCAGCAGCAUUCACUCGCGCGACAGCUUCUCGGUCCCUGUCGACAGCGUUGAUGAUGCCAUGUGGGACAAGAACGACGCCGCUUUCCUCGAGGAAGUGGCCCGCAAUUCGCCCCUCCUCCUCAGCUCACCAGAUCGCUUCGAGUCGCCAGCUGCCAUACUUCAAGACGCUUACGCCGGCCGCGCUUCCUUGUCUUCGUCCCGCGUUAACAGCUCCAGUCCACACAUCGAAACAGAUCCCCAUGUCAGUUCGACUCGUCGCCAGUCACACCAGCCAACAUCACGAUACGCUUCUUCCUCCACUCCAGCGACUGCAUUCGCCUUUCCCGCUUCCAUGCCUUCCGUCCACGAUUCCAAAACCAGCUCGGCCAUGUCGAUUUCGGCAUCCACCACCACAUCCUCACCUCACUUGAUGCGAAAGAUGUCCUCCAGAACCGCACUGCCCGAUUUGCCCGAGCAAAAACAUGUUGACGAUGCCGGCUCGUUUUCGCGUCCUUCCACCUCUUCCUCAUCGACUGCAUCCAUGGGUCCGCCUGUCUUGCCUCCCACCGCAUCCUCGACCUAUUCGAUGUCCGCAUCCUUCGCCAAUCCUCACCUGCUUCGGUCUCCCGGUGGCAGGAGCAGUUCCCACUCGAGCGUUGCAUCCAGCCCCGUCCUUGCUCAGAGCGUUCACUCAGGAAGCGAGGCAGCUCGUUCUGCCAACUCGGAUCAGUACCCGCGUUCCCCGUCCCUGCACAGCUCCUCGUCUUUCACCGCUUCCGGCUACGUUUUUGGCUCGCUCGACGAUCGCAGCGCUGCUCUCGACGGCCGCGUACGGAUUAAUUCCUCCAAUUCGGUCGUGAGUUCGCCACUUGCAUCCUCCAGUUCAGCCAUCGAUCGUCGCCCAAGUCGAAGCCUCAUGGGCAGCCCACUGGCUCUUGGAAGUUCUUUCUCCUACUCUCGACCUGCCAGCCCAGAAGUGCUUCUACAUGGUCAACUGCCGACUGCUUUCUCCGCCGCAAGACACGCAGCAACGGAGGACGCCACUUCCUCUCCCUUCGGUCGUCCUCCAUCCAUCGCAGGCGUGCUCGAUUCGCCUCAGCUCGCUUCGUCAUUCAGCCACACUCUCGCAACCGAGCUUCCCGUGCAUUCCGACGACGAUGCUGCCACGGCCCGUGCAAAGCGAGAGGCAACUGCUAGCAUGCGAGGCGUCCCCGGCAGCCCCAGAAGAAAGAGGAGCGCCGCUGUCGCACCGACACCACCAGCCGUCGCCUUUUCACCAAGCGCCAUCGAGCCAGUCCCAAAUAGCGCUAAUGCCGGCGCUCAUGUUCGCAAGCACACCAAGAACAAGAGCAGCUUGGUCUCGGGACUCCGCAAGUUGAUCAGCAAGAGAGAUAAAGAGGACAAGACUGCUGUCCUUCCUGCGUCUCACACGGCUUCGGCUGACGGCUCGCCCGAGCAGGCGGCCAUCUCCGGCGAGCCUGCGUUUAGUGGCUCCGGACUUAAUCUUUUAGGAUUGGCGCCAGACGCCUUGGGCUCGCAGACAACCGUUCAAGGAUCGCACGACCUCGCCGCUCACCCGACAGGCAACAACAAUGCUGUCGCCCACACUUCACCACGUCUGUCGCGCAUGUCUCCGUCUUUGGACCUCUUGCGGAAUGCGAGUACUACGCCCAGAAGUCCACGAGCAGAACCAUCGCAGCAUGCCGUGCCAGCAUCACCCUACUCGCGCGCAAUGAGCAUCGACAUCGCUCGACCGCUCCGCGAAGUGCUCCUUCCGCGAUCACGUAGGGAUUUCAGCGGCAAGGCGGUGCCUCGUUCAAGCGUUAUUGAACACAUUUCGCACAAUGAGGUUCGCAGAUUGACAGGCAAUUCAGGGCCGGUCAUCUUGCAGACGCAACGGGAGCUCGCCGAGCAUCGAUCUCGAUACAACAAGGUCGCCCCAGCCUCUGGCCUGCCGGACAUCGCUGAUCUCCACACGCACCGCGUACCCCCCGACACUACUCACGGGCUUCGAGCGACGAGUGUAACGGACCUUGCCGUGUCACAAUCGCUGUCAAGGUCACCACGAAGCGAGCAAGCCGCCUUGCAGGAUGCCGGUUCCAUUGAGCUCCUCACGCCGUCUAGCAGCGUUGGAGCAACCAACGGCAUCGACAGCAGCAGCUACAUGGGCGGGGGGAUGGCUUCGUCCGGUUCAUCGUUUGUUUCUGCUAGCACAGCAGCCACAGAUCCAUCCGUGACGCUGCGGCCGCCUUUUUCGUUCCAGCCUCAAUCGUACAGGCCGUACUCGCGCGAAUCGCGUACGUCUUCCAAGAUGCAACCCAGCCCUGAUUCGAGCCCGUCGCUUGACACGGCGAGCGGCUACCACAAGCCUUCUCAUCGCAGCGUUCUGUCUCUGGGCUCGCAUGUCGCCCCCAUCGGCAGCCACGGUGGUCCAACGUCAGAGGCAUCCUGCAACGCAGCAUCGGUACUCAUGCCUCCGCCUUCUGGCGUACCGGCCAGCAAACGCGGCCACAACAGCCGUCGCUCACUCAGCAGCCUUGUCGGCAACAGGACAUGGUCGAGCUUCCUAGGCUCGCCUGCUCUUGGCAGCAGCAGCUCCCAUUCGCACCAUCCUCACCACAAGCGCGUGUCUGCUGCUACAAUCUCGCGACCCUUGUCGGUGUCUUCGUCGGCCUUCUCGAACGACUUUGACGGUAGCAAUAGCGAGCCAGAUGCUGCUACGGCUGCGACUGGCGAUCUGACAUUGCGUGCGUCAGAUUUUGCAGGAGCGGAUGUUAGCUCGUCGCGUGUUCGGCUCGACUCGAAUAUUUCGGAACCGGGAUGCGAGUCAGUCGGAGCGAUAAAUUCGAGUUUCAACAGCAUGCACGGCCGUUCUUCUUGGCAGUUCGCUGCUCCUCCUCGGCCACCCUCGGGCCCACACGCGCUUGCCCUUGCUCCACACGCACUGACGGGAGCAGCAGCACUACCACCGGUCGUUUCAUCUUCCAGCUCGCAUCACUCUCAUCAAUCGCAUCAUUCGCAUCAGAGCUACCAUUCGUACAGUUCUGCACCGGCCUCUGCCCGUCCCUCGGCCGCUUUUGCACCUUCCUCAGCAUCGCAUCGCCUCAUACCCACGUCCUUGUCGUCCUCAUCGCUGUCCAGCUCGGCUCUUCGCCAACAGCAAGGACACUUGCCUCAUCCGCUUCGACGUCCCACCACCGGCGACGGCUCCGCUUCCCCUACCGUUGCCAGUAGCAGUAGCAGCGACACUUUCCAGUCCAACGGCGCUCCUCUGAUCCAGUCACCGUCGCUCGAGAACCUGGGAAGAGACCGCACAGCCGCGUUAAAGCUUCCUGCGUCCACUGCGCUCGGCUUCUCGUCUGCACCUCGUCCUUCGUACGCGGGACAUCGCCUGUCUGCUUCAGGAUCGUCGCUCUCGCACCGCAAGCGUCCUUCGUUUGGUCUCGCCAUCGAGGCUGCGGCCCAUUCCGCCUUUGACAGCAUCCCGAGUCCUCUGCUGCGCACGCGUCACAGCUCACUAGCGCUUACCGAAGGUGUAGCGCCCGAGCGACCUUUCUCCACGUCUUCGGCGUCCGCCGCUCGAACACCGUCUGGCAGCUCGUUCAGCACCAGUCCCAACGAAUCGGCUCGUGUUUCUGCCGCAACGCUCUCGUCGACCCACGAUCACGACGACAACGUCGAGAUCGAGACGCUUCGCGAAGGCAGUCCCGUGAAAGCAAGCUACGGCGACUCGAGCCCGUUCCUGGCUUCGACGCCCGCUCUGGAAAGCGCCAUGGCAGCUGUUUCGCUUCAGCCCUCCAACCACCGCCAUUCGGUCUCGGUGCCUAUGGAUGAAGGCGAUUCGCCACGACAGCACAUGGAGGAGAGCUGGAACCGCACAACGGAUGGUGCCGCGGUGUUUGCCGCUUACCUCGACGCGGAGGACGCGUUUGAACUGCAACAACAGCAGCAGCCGCAACAGCACGUGUCCCGCCAGUAUAUGAUCCACUCUCCCAACGAGGAGGAGGGACCUGCGCUCGCCGUUGCGGCGACGAACUCGUCGUCGUCGGGUCGUCUCAGCCAGGCAUCCAAGGACAUUGCAUUUGGCUCCAUCGCAGGCAUGGUGAGCAAAGUGUUCGAGCAUCCGUUUGACCUUGUCAAGGUACGGCUGCAGACGCAGUCGGCAGACCGUCCCGCUCGCUACGCCGGUGCAUUCGACUGCUUCAAGCAGACCUACCUGCAAGAGGGCAUUCGCGGGCUCUACCGUGGUCUGAGCAUGCCCGUGUUUGGCGCGACGCUCGAAAACGCCUGCUUGUUCUUCACGUACAAUCAGAUCCAGUCGGCGAUCCGGUGGUUCAAUGGAGAGGCCAGGAGCAGCUCCGCGGCCAAAGCGGAUGCCGAGUCGCCGCUGUCGAUCCCGCAGCUUGCGAUCGCGGCGGCGGGCGCAGGGUCGGUGACGAGCUUGGUGCUGACGCCGAUCGAGCUGAUCAAGUGCAAGAUGCAGGUGCAGAUGAUCACGCGUGAGCAGCAUGCCCCGGUCACUGCGGGUUCUGUUGGGCAAGCGCAACUGCAGCAGACACGAUCGCUGUACACGAGUGCUGUGCGAUCUGCAACGUCCAACCAGCAGACGCUCAAGACACUCGACGGACCACUGGCGCUGCUCCGGCGUACGAUUGCCACAGACGGUAUUCGCGGGUUGUGGCUCGGCCAGACGGGCACGCUGCUUCGUGAAACCGGCGGUGGUAUCGCCUGGUUCCUUGCGUUCGAAAGCUGCUCGCGCUACCUGAUCGCACGCAAGAAGCUGCAGUGGAGGCGCGAUGAUGUGACCAAGAAAGACCUCAGCUCGCUUGAACUCGUCGGUGCUGGAGCUCUGGCGGGUGUCAGCUACAACGUCGUACUCUUCCCCGCCGACUCGGUCAAGUCAACCAUGCAGACCGAACAGGAGAUGCGCGCCGUCUCGUCGUCGUCGACAGCAAAAGCAGGCGAGAAGUGGAAGGGCACCGGGUUCUACGACACGUUCAAGAAGAUCUACAAGACGCGCGGGCUGAGGGGGCUGUAUGCCGGAUGUGGCGUCACCUGUUUGCGAAGCGCGCCGAGCAGCGCGAUCAUCUUUUUGAUGUACAACAAGUUGGAGAAGCUGAGUGACGAGUAUGGACUCUAG